Nipponia nippon (crested ibis) is the source of this 762-nucleotide messenger RNA. Lineage: Eukaryota; Metazoa; Chordata; Aves; Pelecaniformes; Threskiornithidae. The record is from RefSeq and is a predicted model, not a curated record.
AGCCCAAGUGGUAAAAAGUUCCGAAGCAAGCCCCAGCUGGCACGCUACCUGGGCAGCUCGAUGGACCUGAGCACCUUUGACUUCCGCACAGGAAAAAUGUUGAUGAAUAAAAUGAACAAGAACAGACAGAGGAUGCGCUAUGACUGUUCCAACCAAGCCAAAGGCAAGCCUGAUUUGAACACGGCACUGCCUGUCAGACAGACAGCCUCCAUAUUCAAACAACCUGUCACAAAGAUCACAAACCAUCCCAGCAAUAAGGUGAAGAGUGAUCCUCAGAAAGCUGUGGACCAGCCCCGGCAGCUCUUCUGGGAGAAGAAAUUAAGUGGACUGAAUGCUUUUGACAUUGCAGAGGAGCUGGUGAAAACAAUGGACCUUCCAAAAGGUUUACAAGGGGUUGGACCUGGCUGCACUGAUGAAACCCUUCUCUCCGCUAUAGCUAGCGCUCUGCACACGAGCACUAUGCCUAUCACCGGGCAGCUCUCCGCGGCCGUAGAGAAGAAUCCCGGAGUUUGGCUGAACACCUCACAGCCACUUUGCAAAGCAUUUAUGGUGACAGAUGAAGAUAUUAGGAAGCAAGAGGAACUGGUGCAGCAAGUGCGGAAGAGGCUGGAAGAAGCCCUGAUGGCCGACAUGCUUGCCCACGUGGAGGAGAUAGCAAGGGAUGGGGAAGCUCCUUCAGAGAAAGAAGGAGGCGAGGAAGAAGGAGAAGAGGAAGAGGAGGAGGAGGAGCAGGACCAUGACCAGGAGAUGGAGAAUGUAUAG